AUGGCACGUACGCUAUCGACCCCGCCCAGCCACCGCCCCCCGCUGACCGCCGCCCAGCUCUCGCAGGAGGAUGAGAACGACGACAACACGGAGGUCACCUGGGAGGACCAGCAGCGCAUAAACUCGUUCUCCAAGCUGAACAACCGUCUGCGAUCGAUCCAAGACAAGAUCGCGGCGCUGAAGACCGAGAAGGAGGCUCUCGAUGACAUCUCGAUGGAGCUUGAGCUCGCGGACGAGGACCAACCCGUCAUGUACCGCAUUGGCGAGGCGUUCAUUCACCUCCCGCACGCGCGCGCAAUGAAGCGGCUUGAGAGCGACGUCGCACAGCUGAACGACGAGCUGUCGCGGCAGAACUCGAACGUAGAGCAGUGCGAGAGCACGAUGAAAGAGCUCAAGGUUGCGCUCUACGCGAAAUUCGGUCGGGCGAUCAACCUCGACGAGUAG
Epithele typhae is the source of this 444-nucleotide messenger RNA. Its product is annotated as Prefoldin subunit 4. The record is from RefSeq and is a predicted model, not a curated record. The transcript is spliced from 4 exons. The coding region runs from base 1 to 444 and encodes 147 amino acids. Lineage: Eukaryota; Fungi; Basidiomycota; Agaricomycetes; Polyporales; Epitheliaceae. Gene Ontology annotation, cellular component: prefoldin complex; cytoplasm. Gene Ontology annotation, biological process: protein folding.